AUGGAUCAUCCACAAGAAGCAGAAGUUCAAAUAGAUAUUAAUGGUGCUGAUCAACCAGAGCCACAACAACAACCAGAUCUCCUCAAACAAAUUGGUGAUGAAGUAGACUCACCAAAAGUGGAAGAGAUUGACAACCAAGUUGAAGCUCAAGAUGAAGGUCAAGAAGCAAAUGUAGAUGAGUUGGAAGAGUCAAUUGUCAAUGGUGUUCCAUCCAUUGAAGAACAACAACAAGAUGAAGAACAACAAGAAGAGGAACAACAAGAAGAGCAACAAGAAGAACAACAAGAAUCAUCUGUACAACCACCAUCAAAUGUCCAAGUUGAAAAUGAAGUCCAACAACAACAACAGCAUGAAAAUUCCAGCAAAUUAAAUGAACUUGCAGCCAGUCUAUCAUCUGAACAAGCUAUUGAUGAAUGUGCCACCUCAAAGAGAACCAUUGAAGAUGCCCAAGACGACUCUACUGAACAACAAAAGGAUCCAAAGAAACGUAAACAACAAGAACUACAACAAACUGAAACCGAUCAACAACCACAAGCAAUUGAUGCCACUUCUCAAUAA
Messenger RNA from Cavenderia fasciculata, 558 nucleotides. RefSeq lists its product as uncharacterized. Bases 1 to 558 code for a protein of 185 amino acids. Lineage: Eukaryota; Evosea; Eumycetozoa; Acytosteliales; Cavenderiaceae. The record is from RefSeq and is a predicted model, not a curated record. The transcript has a single exon.